UAAGCCCCGCGAUAAUGUUUUCCCGGAGUUGCUAGUGCUGACUCAGCGGAUAAGCACACGUGGGUCUGAUCGGGCUCGGAGUCUCGGGACGAUGAAGUCAUCGCCGGCUGAAACUCCCCAGAUUUUUAAUCCCUUGUUUAAUACUUGUUCUGUUCGUGUGCACUUUCGGUUUCGUUUUUUCUGUAUAGUCCUCAAUAAAUUGUUUGUUCAAUGGCAUCGUCAAAAGCUUCUGAGUCGCUCAUUAACCAGCAUCCUCUCCAGAGACUGCCAAGUCCCUCGAGAGGUGUUUCUGCUAUUGUUCAUUGGACUGGUCUUGCAAGCUUUAUAUGGUCUUUUAAUUUUAUGAUCGAGAAUCCAAACCAUGCGAACGAGGCAUACGGUUGGCAUUUUCAAUAUUUGACUGUUAUUGGCCUUACGCUGGCGACAGUCACCUUCGCGAUCGGUCUCCUUGCCGAUAUAACGCUCUCUCCGCGAUUGUUUCUGGCAAAAAAUCUUCUUUCGAUCUGCAGUACUCCUCUGGAAGUGCUCAUUAGCAUUCUGUACUGGGGUCUCCGUUUGAUUGAUACACGCUUGGUUAUCCCAGACUGGGCAUAUAUUCCUCUCAAUGCCGAUCUUAGCUUUCACGCGGUGCCCGCCAUUGUGAUGCUGAUCGACCUACUAUUGCUCUCGCCUCCUUGGACCAUCACGAUUUUCCCAGCUAUCGGGUUGUCAAGCACUAUCGCCUUUGGCUAUUGGUUUUGGAUAGAGAGAUGCUACGCACACAAUGGAUGGUACCCGUAUCCCAUCUUCGAGCGGUUGCCCACUGAAGGCCGGAUUGGUCUGUUCGCUCUUAGCGCUGUGGUAAUGGCAUUCAGCACUAGCACAUUGAAGUGGCUCUAUGGUCGGGUCAAUGGAUAUGGCACGUCUACCCGCGCGACUUCUCGACCCGGAGCUGUCAAACAGAAUGGCGGUCUGUAGGUCCGCCUUCCUCUAGUCUUUUUAACUGAAGGAGCCGGACAUUGAGUGUCGUUUUGCCGUUUCCUCAAAGUCCAUGGAGAGCAUGGGAGCAUAUAAACCGACCAGCAACAUAUAUAAGUUUUUGACGAUCUGUAUCAUUGUAGAUGGAUAUAACGACGAUGGAAAUACACCGUACAUCACUGUAUAGCAUGUCGUCACAUAUUGCAUGUAGUCAAUUCUCCGCUGGAAUUACGGAGGUGUCUUCUCAAUGAAAUGCACGCGGUUCUUGUCCAUAUGAUCCUAAAGUAUUUGGUAGUACUUAAGCUGAGCACGGACUCGGUCGUUAUCCACUCAUUAUGCGUAAACAAAAUAGCAGGCCUAACAGUCCAGAAUUAGAGAGGGAGAAAAAUA
Paecilomyces variotii is the source of this 1347-nucleotide messenger RNA. RefSeq names its product integral membrane protein. Bases 211 to 957 code for a protein of 248 amino acids. The transcript has 7 exons. Gene Ontology annotation, cellular component: endomembrane system; membrane. The record is from RefSeq and is a predicted model, not a curated record. Lineage: Eukaryota; Fungi; Ascomycota; Eurotiomycetes; Eurotiales; Thermoascaceae.